AGGCGCCAUUUUGCGCCGCCGCUGCAGGAGGGAAAUUGGUUGAUUGGAAGCAGUGCCAGGAGAAGGUCGGGGCUCAGCGCUCCUCACCCGGAUUCCUGCUUGUUCGGCCCGCCUGCCGCGCUAGGAACACGCCAUCAUGAGCGACGUAGAGGAGAAUAACUUCGAGGGGAGGGAGUCGCGCUCCCAGUCAAAAUCUCCAGCUGGGAGUCCUGCUCGUGUAAAAUCUGAGAGCAGGUCAGGAUCUCGUAGUCCAUCAAGAGCUUCUAAGCAUACUGAAUCACACUCUCGAUCAAGGUCAAAAUCUAGAUCUAGAUCAAGAAGGCAUUCUCACAGGCGUUACACUCGCUCUAGAUCUCAUUCGCAUAGGAGACGAUCACGAAGCAGGUCAUACACCCCAGAGUAUCGGCGUCGAAGAAGUCGCAGCCACUCUCCAAUGUCUAACCGAAGAAGGCACACUGGCAGCAGAGUAUGUAGUGCGAAUCCAGAUCCUAAUACAUGCCUUGGAGUGUUUGGCCUCAGUUUGUAUACUACUGAGAGGGAUCUUCGUGAAGUCUUCUCCCGCUAUGGACCUUUGAGUGGUGUCAACGUGGUGUAUGAUCAACGAACUGGGCGAUCAAGAGGAUUUGCUUUUGUUUACUUUGAAAGAAUAGAUGAUUCAAAAGAGGCAAUGGAACAUGCAAAUGGAAUGGAGCUGGAUGGUAGGAGGAUCCGGGUGGAUUAUUCAAUCACAAAGAGAGCCCACACGCCCACACCUGGCAUCUAUAUGGGCAGGCCAACCCAUAGCGGAGGUGGAGGUGGAGGAGGAGGAGGAGGAGGAGCUGGCCGUCGGCGUGAUUCCUACUACGACAGAGGAUAUGAUAGAGGAUAUGACAGAUAUGAAGAAUAUGAUUACCGUUACAGGAGGCGAUCACCUUCACCUUACUAUAGUCGUUACAGAUCACGGUCAAGAUCUCGCUCCUACAGUCCAAGACGCUAUUGAAGAAGAGAAGCUAGUUACAGUUGCAAAUACAAUUUUUAAACAGCAAGUUCUGACCUUAGCUUUUCCUAUAGAUUCCCUGCAGUUAUCCUAAACCCUAUUAAAAGAUCCUUGGUUCAUUUAGAAUAUAUGUAUUUUCAGUUGAAAUACCAAUUUCCACCUCUUCUUAUUGUAAUAGUCCAGGUGUAAUUGUUGUAGUUUCAUGUACUUAAAUAUCUUUAAGCAACAACUAAAUAGGAAUCCCAAAGUGGUAAAUCAAUUGUAAAUCAUUUUUCUUUUGUUUUUGUUUUUUUAAGCAAAUGGAUUUUUGUUGAACUUAAUGGGGAGUGAAGAAAGAACUGGUGUUUGUUAAAGCUUGCAUGUUGUAUUUCAGUAGAAAGCUACUAUUUUAAUAACCUGUUUAUCGUUCUGCCUGUUUUUUUCUGGGUUUUUUUUUAAAGUGUUGUUCUGUAUCUUCGGUUAUAACACAACUCAGUACAUACAUGGGUUUCAUUUAUUGCUUUCAAUGUAGUAAUUAAAACAAUACCAGAGGGAAUUCUGUGAAAAAAACACAAAUUCUUGCUUGCUACAAAUUCCAUCUCUAAACAUAGGUUUUCAUUCAUUGCUUUCAGUGUAGUAAUUAAAACAAUAUUGGAGGGAAUUCUGUGG
Elgaria multicarinata webbii is the source of this 1624-nucleotide messenger RNA. RefSeq names its product transformer 2 alpha homolog (gene TRA2A). Gene Ontology annotation, molecular function: RNA binding. The record is from RefSeq and is a predicted model, not a curated record. The transcript is spliced from 8 exons. Gene Ontology annotation, biological process: positive regulation of mRNA splicing, via spliceosome. Bases 137 to 979 code for a protein of 280 amino acids. Gene Ontology annotation, cellular component: spliceosomal complex. Lineage: Eukaryota; Metazoa; Chordata; Lepidosauria; Squamata; Anguidae.